Molecule: messenger RNA, 1826 nt
Organism: Planococcus citri (citrus mealybug)
Lineage: Eukaryota; Metazoa; Arthropoda; Insecta; Hemiptera; Pseudococcidae
Exons: 5
Coding region: 642-1247 (201 amino acids)
Source: RefSeq, a predicted model, not a curated record
UCCAAAAGGGCACUAUUGGUGCAAUGAAAAUUUUUUUUUCUAUCAAUUUGCAAAUGUGUAGUCUGUGUAGUCUCUUUUUAAUUGUAUAAAUUGCCGCUUUUCAAUCAUAAAAUUAGUCGUUCCUAGAUACUAUUGUGUCGUGAAUUUCGCUUAUUCGGUUGUCGUGUAAAAUAAUUAUUUGUCGUUGAAUGCAUUUUUUUACCGUGCAAUAUAAAAUGCCUGUCGUUGAAGUAAUUUUUUUGUCGUGUUUUUUGUGGGCUGUGGUAUUUAUUUUUUCUGUCGCUUAAACCCCUUAUUUUUGUCGUGCAUUUCCCCUUUUUUGUCGUAACGAUAAAUCAUACCCGAUUAUAUUUAUAUCUCGUAUGAUUGGGUGCUGAAUCACCAUUCACGAUUAAAUUGUUCGUGGAAAUGGAUUUAUUAAAUUAGCACGAAACGACACCUCAUAAUAUGGUAGUGUGAAAAAUAGGUACAUACCUACUUCGUCGAACUUUCAACGAUAAAAUUAUCGAUUUUCUUCAUUAUAAAUAGGUUAUCUUCUCAUGUGAUUCGGCAUUCGUCUUAUUAGCUCAGUUAGAUCUGAAAACCGUAGGUACCUACGUUUUUUUGUUUUAUACAAAGUAUUAUUUGACGGUACGCUUAAAAUGGUUAAAGUGAAGGAGUUCUGUUGCGGAUGUUCACUUCGAACUGGAACGCUUAUAAUAGCUUGGAUUUCAUUAGUGUAUAAUUGCGCAUUGUUGGCAUUUGUUUCAAGAUCAUCUCUCACCCUGUACCGUCGCUGGAGCCAAUUUGAGCCAUACAGCCGUUCCAAGUAUUUUAGUGCUUCCGAACUUCCACAACCUCCAUCAGUGCUUAUUCUGGUAUAUUUCUUGUUCACCAUCAUUCCUGGAAUAUUAGCUUCCCUUGUAACAAUUUGGGCCAUUCAAAAGAACAAAGCUAAAUACCUAAAUUUUCUUUUUUGGUAUCUUUGCUAUAUGGUAAUAGUUUCCGCAAUUAUUGGGAUUUCAAUAAUGAUAAAACCCACCUGGAAACAAAAAUUCGAUGACCUGGUUCCAUGGAGUUUGAGGUUCCAUAACAGGAGUAUCGAUGAAAUAACGUUUUACUUCAUUACGAGUCUAUUUGAUAUAGCUCUACUGUCGUAUUUCGCGUUGGUUGUAAAAAGCUGCCGAGAUUACGCGUUACGAAAUGAAGCUCAAGAUGUUAGAUUUGUCGGUCCUGAUGUGACAACUAUUGGAUACGUUGCGGCAUAGGUACCUAGUCAUUUCCAUGUAGGUGCAGUUAAGUACCUGCCUCCUUUUAAGGACCAUGUGUAUCAAAGAAUAGUAGAUGAUUUUCAUGGGAAAGAAGUGAAAGAAGUCCGAAGACUUUGACCAAUCAUCGUUUUCAACCCAUCUCUCCUGUACACAGUUCUAAAACAGUCUCUUGAAUUCUGUCAGCGAUGGAAUUUGCUGCUUGGGUCAACAAAGAAUCUCAAAAAUGCUACUCUUUAGACAUGGGUUCUAUCUUGAAGCAAAAAGAGUAAGAAUGAAACGUACUAUAAAAGACCACGAUUUUUUUUUUAAAUGUCCUUUUCUUGAAUGUCUACGUACUCUAGAAACACCGUCAAAACUAAAAAUUGUUUCUCAACAUUUUUUACUCAAAAUGAAAAUUUUUAUGAAAUUUUAUCAAUUUUUCCCGACUUUAGCCACAAUUUAAUCUCUAUUAAUGUAGUUAUCAUUAAAAUAUUGUACCCAUAGCAUGAAUCAUUCAUCUUUUAAUAAUACUUUUGAAUGUUAUUGAAAUGUUUGUAGGUAAACGUUUAUUUCCAUGAAAUUACACAUUCGCAAUUA